Triticum aestivum (bread wheat) is the source of this 1222-nucleotide messenger RNA. RefSeq lists its product as uncharacterized. The transcript has a single exon. The record is from RefSeq and is a predicted model, not a curated record. Bases 61 to 714 code for a protein of 217 amino acids. Lineage: Eukaryota; Viridiplantae; Streptophyta; Magnoliopsida; Poales; Poaceae.
CACUUUGCACUUGCUCACACGAUCGAUCACUACGACGAACAAGUCGUCCCAAGGUAAUAAAUGGGCUCGUGCAUCUCGCGCUCACCGGCGUCGUCGGCGGCGGCGGGGUCCGGGCGGGCAGUGGCCACCAAGACCGCGAAGGUGGUGGACGUAGACGGCUCCAUGGCGCAGUUCGCGGCGCCCGUCACGGCGCGCGAGGCCCUGGAUAGUGUACAAGAGCGCCGCCCAGGCGCGUCGGUCUUCCUGUGCAGCUCCGACGAGCUCCGCUUCGACGUGCCCGCCCGUGCCCUGGCCGGAGACGAGGCGCUGCAGCCCGGAUGGCUCUACUUCGUGCUGCCCAUGUCCACGCUCCGCCGCUCACUCUCCGGGCCGGAGAUGGCCGCGCUCGCCGCCAGAGCCAGCUCGGCGCUGGCCGUUGCCAGCGGCGUUGCGUCACCCCCGCGGCGCAAGAACGGGGUCGGGGCGCCCGGCGCCAACAGCAAGCGACGGAAGGCGGCGGCUCGUGUGGCGCCACUCGUUGUCGCUGACGAGAUCGCCGGACCAGACGGUGGAUCGGAUCAUCACCAUACGUACGGCAAGUACGCCGGCGAUGAGCCAGCGGCGAAGGCGUGGAAGAGAAGUAGUUGGGGUGGAAGCCGCAGCAGCACUCGCCGUCGUCGCCGUGCAUCUGGCACCCCAACGCUGAGCUCCAUUUUGGAGGCCGAUGACUUCUGAGCAACCCCGUAUUGAUUCAAUGGUUCGAUUCUUGGGAGUUGGGCCAACGCUGAGCUCCACUUUGGAGGCCGAUGACUUCUGAGCAACCCCGUAUUGAUUCAUGGUUCGAUUCUUGGGAGUUGGGAGUGGUUAGCAAUUUCUGAUCAUGGAUUAGUCUAGUUGAGUUAGUUGGUCCAUUCUGUUGAGUUGCUCAACCGGUGUACAUACUGCAUACGAGAGUUUUUUUUAACACAGUACAGACGCAAGCGCUCAUAUACACGCGCAUACAUUCAUCUCUGUGAACGCACACACGCACAUUCUACUUCACCAGGGCUUGAACUCUGGUGGGCUGGAGAUACCAUAGUCCCUCUAACCAUCCAACCACAGGUUGGUUCGCUACUGCAUACAAGAGUUAUAUGUACAACAUGCUUGACUCUUCGAUGUGUACGUGUAAAAUCCGUAUUGUGAAAACUCAUUUUUUUAGGGGUGUGAAAACUCAUAUACGCAGAUGCUGACACCGCAUGAAAGU